This is a messenger RNA of Pteropus alecto (black flying fox), 2146 nucleotides long. It is a transcript of the gene FASLG, whose product is annotated as Fas ligand. The record is from RefSeq and is a predicted model, not a curated record. The coding region runs from base 526 to 1377 and encodes 283 amino acids. Gene Ontology annotation, molecular function: tumor necrosis factor receptor binding. NCBI's taxonomy places the organism in Eukaryota, Metazoa, Chordata, Mammalia, Chiroptera, Pteropodidae. Gene Ontology annotation, biological process: apoptotic process; positive regulation of canonical NF-kappaB signal transduction; extrinsic apoptotic signaling pathway via death domain receptors. The transcript is spliced from 4 exons. Gene Ontology annotation, cellular component: membrane.
AGGGGUGGCAGCAGGAGGUGACUCCCUCACACGGAAGGUAAGAAGUGCAAACCACACCUGUGGGCUCGGCUCAAAGCUUUCACUCCUCGGUGUCUGAACGUGCCCUGUGGCCACCGUUUUGGUGGCCGGGCAGAGGCCAAAGCCACGGGGUGGCGCGUGCUGCUACCUGCCUGCUCUGCGGAGCCCGGGGGGCCAGCCUACCCCAGCAGCAUUUCAGGCCCCUCGCGCAGCCAUUGGGGCUUUGACUUGUGGGUGGAAACUUCCCGGGGUUUGCUCUGAGCUUCUUGAGGCUUCUCGGCUUCAGAUGCAAAGCGAGUGGGUGUCUCUCUGAGAAGCAGAAAGAGAGAACGAAAGAGCGAACGAAAGAGAGGUGUUUCCCUUGGCUAUGGAAACUAUAAAGGCGGAGCCGGCUUCCCCUCGCUGCGUCAGUCAGCAGCAGCGGUCCCCUCCUUGACCCCUGGGACUUCACGGGAUUGAGAAGAAGGAAAACGCUUUUGCUGGGGCCUUCCUGAGUCAGUGGCUGCCAUGCAGCAGCCCUUAAACUACCCAUACCCCCAAAUCUACUGGGUGGACAGCAGCGCCAGCUCGCCCUGGGCUCCUCCGGGGUCAGUCCUCCCCUGUCCGGCCUCGGCGCCCAGGAGGCCGGGUCAAAGGAGGCCACCGCCGCCACCUCCGCCGCCACUGCCACCAACACUACUGCCGCCGCUGCCACCUCUGCCACCGCCACCGCCACCGCCACCUCUGAAGAAGAGCAGGGACCACAACACAGGCUUGUGUCUCCUCGUGAUGUUCUUCAUGAUCCUGGUGGCCCUGGUCGCCCUGGGCCUGGGGAUGUUUCAGCUCUUCCACCUGCAGAGGGAGCUGGCCGAACUCAGAGAGUCCACCAGCCAAAGGCAUGUGGCAUCAUCUUUGGAGAAGCAAAUAGGUCACCCCAGUCCGCCCUCCGAAAAAAAGGAGCCGAGGAAAGUGGCCCAUUUGACAGGCAAGCCCAACUCAAGAUCCAUGCCCCUGGAGUGGGAAGAUACCUAUGGAAUUGCCCUGGUCUCUGGGGUGAAGUAUAAGAAGGGUGGCCUUGUGAUCAACGACACCGGGCUAUACUUCCUGUACUCCAAGGUGUACUUCCGGGGCCAGUCCUGCAGCAACCAGCCCCUGAGCCACAAGGUCUACAUGAGAAACUCUAAGUACCCCCACGACCUGGUGCUGAUGGAGGGGAGGAUGAUGAACUACUGCACUACCGGCCAGAUGUGGGCCCGCAGCAGCUACCUGGGCGCCGUGUUCAAUCUCACCUGUGCUGACCAUGUGUAUGUCAAUGUGUCGGAGCUCUCGCUGGUCAGUUUUGAGGAAUCGAAGACAUUUUUCGGCUUAUAUAAGCUCUAGGAAAAGCACUUUGGGAUUCUUUCCAUUACAUUGCAGGCAAUCAGAAUGUUGUCUUGAAGGAAAGUCUUCUUAUGCCUCCUGGAGGCCAAGUGAGAAGACAAACCAUGAGGGUCUUGAGGCCACAGGGUCCAGCAGUCCCUCGUACCACCUAAGGUCCGUGAGCCGGACAGGAGGACGAAUGUAACUCAUGGACAUAACACCCUGGGCUGCACGGCCAGAAGCAGACGCGGGGAGGGCAGCCCCCGGGGUGAUCUGCACGCGUCUUAAGUGGCCAAGGGUGUUUGGCACAUUGAAUGGGACACCUUUUAACUCACCUCUUGGUGGUGGGUCUACUGUCUACCUCAGGGGAGGCUGUCUUUCAGAAAUACGGACGGGACAUGAGCGCGUGAGGGCUGGAAAAAGAAGACUAGGCUUGCGUGCGUGAUAAGCUAAAAGGCCGGGAGGCCCACGUCCUACUCACAGCAUCUUGUACAUCCGUAGCCUGAGCCUCCAGAUGAUGCUAAUGGAGGAGUGGGGGAGGUCUUUGGGGGACCCAGUCCGUUCCCUAGACAGCAUGUAUAUUUCUAGUGCAAUUAUAGGUGCGCGUGUGUGUGCGUGUGUGGUGCGUGUGUGUGAGGGACUAGGCGAGCUGUGUAAUUAGAAAGGGGAGAUGGUGAAGGACGUGUUAGGGAAAUACAGGGUGUGUUUGGUGGUAGGUUUUGAAUGCUUCUUGGCAACCAACUCUAACAGUCCUCAAAACCCUUUGUCAGCUAGCGAGGCUGUUUUCUAU